Toxoplasma gondii ME49 is the source of this 2180-nucleotide messenger RNA. RefSeq lists its product as hypothetical. The transcript is spliced from 2 exons. The record is from RefSeq and is a predicted model, not a curated record. NCBI's taxonomy places the organism in Eukaryota, Apicomplexa, Conoidasida, Eucoccidiorida, Sarcocystidae. The coding region runs from base 1073 to 1483 and encodes 136 amino acids.
UCGUGCCCUGUAGUUUUCUGACAUUUCGCUGUUCCAUAUUUUGUGAGAUAUCGCUUACUGUUUCGAGCGCGAGACGGUCUGGGCCCGGUUGAGACACACUACAGGCACCGAUACGGUGGAGACACUGUUGUUGCGGAAAAGCGGGAUAUCUGACUUUUGUCUCCUCGGUGGUUUACACGUUCAUGAUCAGUUUUCACUAUCUAUCGCUAGAAUACCGAUCCAGAGUAGCCCACAAAAAGUGUUUCGGUGCAAGGUUUGUGGACCAGCACAAAAUUUUUUUAUGCUGCGUAUGCGGAACAUCGCCGCUGGCGCUGGCUGCUGCGGGGCGGGGGCACCAUCGCGUACAUUUGAAGGACCCUUUUCUCUUUAUCCAAGCCACCUUUUUUCCGUGAUGGUGAAUAUUUUGAAAGAAGCAUCAAUUGUCUUUGAGUGUGCUGACUUCAGGAAGUACAGCUCUUACGUAAAGACUCAGUGCUAAUUUCUGUGACGUGUGUUCUCGGCCACGAUUUGCCUGAAGCAUACCAACCUUCGAGAAGUCUGUUUCCUGCCGCUCGUUCUUCUUGAAAUUCACCUCUAAACCUCGAAAUACACUGAAUUCUUCUCUUUUUCUGAACGUUGACGUGUGUUUUUCGACUGUGGCACCCUUGACGCCCAUUCGUUUUGGUGUAUGAGUUGUCAGCGACCCCUUUCCUUCAUCGCCGGCGAAGCAACACCGUCUGCACGAGAACCGUAGGAAGGUCCUCCUCCAUGCAAGCAGCGCUUGCCACCCUCUUGUAAAUCGGUAUCUCCUCUUCUGGCUAGGUGUUCUGAAGAGAAAAAGACUUCCUUAUAAUCGUGUUUAACCGUUACUGUCUGUGGCGGACUGUCUGUUUAUCCGUCGGGUGCUCUUCGCAACUCCGAGCGUCGUCAAGAGAACGCCUAAAAAUGCGAUGGUAGUGUACUGCUCGUAGAAAACAUUCUCUCGUUUGAAAGGUGAACACUCACCAUACCGUUAAGCCUUCUGAGAGUUGUUGUAGCGGCCUACUAUCAGUCGGAAUAGUGCGCGUUCUCCCUUGUGAGCAACAGUUCCAAAAUGUCAACACAUAGCUGCGGUAACGUCGCUGGGGGGGCAGGCUCAUCAGGAGCUGCGAAAUGCAAUAUGUUUCGCGGAUCUGCGCGUCUCCUGUGCAAGGGUCUUAGCAUGAUGAGCUACCGCAAUGUCUCCCCAAAGACGGCGUUGCGUGUUAUCAAGGCUGGAACAUUCUGCAGGACGAUGUGGCCUCUUCUGCCUCCUAUGAUGCUGUACCAAUACAUCCGACAGACUGACGAUGAAAUGCGGUCCGUCGAGUUUCUCCAAAGCCAAAGUGGAAGCAAAAACGUUCUGUCUUUCUAUGACACUCGCAAGGCGAACAACACAGGUCACUGGCGUCUCCAGCAGGAUCUUGCAGUCAUCGACCAUCACGUGAAUUCGACGCAAGCUGCAGACGUCACGAAGGACGAGUAAAACCAAUAACCCGUAGAAACGUGCUUACAUUUAUUUAUCAGCACGUGGUAGUAUAUAUAUAUAUAUAUAUAUGCAUAUAUGUAUAUGCAUAUAUAUUUCACCGGGUCAGUAGAGUACUGUAGCGCGGUUCCAAUACACACAGACAAAGUCACGCGUGUGUAACGGUUUCUCGGAGAGAAGGAGGAAGUGGAAGAUGGUUGAACGCGUCUUCGUGGGUGACCGUGGCUCAUCUCACGGUUUUUUGCUCGUGCAAGAGAAGAGAAACCGAACAGCCUGUCCUUCCGAGAGGCACAUCACACCACUUCUUCUAACCUCUACCGGUGAAAGACUCAGAAAAAAAAGUAGAGCUGGGAGGGAAGGGUGUGAAAAACGAAUAAAACGCAAGCCCCAUUUCGCUGAAAAGCGCUUUUCCGAGUGGCGUGAAAAAAAAUCCCGAGUGACCGAAUAAGUAUUUCUUUGCAUUUUGCCGGCUCAUACUUUCGUCUGCAUCUAAAAUGAAAAAGGAGUUCUUUUUUUUUAUUACAUACUUCGUACAGCCCGGAUUGGAAAAUCCUUCUCUAUUGUGCUUUUGCCGCCUAAAGGAUACUGGGCAUAUCUGUAACGGUUCGCGAGCAACGGUGUCCGGAAGUUGGUAUGUGGGAAUGCUGGCGAAAUUGUUUUCGCUGUCAUGUGCCACUGUCCGUCAUACUGAACGAAA